ACCCGCCUGGAUCCUGGAGGAUUCCCUCGGAGCCGCAGAGCUGACGGGACGGAGGAGGAGAACUUUUUCUCACAGAAAACAUUUCAACCUGUUGCUUCCUAGUUCACACCUGGAGGAGCAGCAUGGACCUGACUUACCUGUGGCUCCUGGCCACGCCCCUCAUGUUGCUGCAGCACCUGGAAGCUACUGUUAUGAGCCCCAUGGUGGAGGAGGGCCCCAUGGUGGAGGAAGGCCCCCUCGUGCAGCUCCCCCACAUGGCCCACCGGCGGGAGAAGCGCUGCUCCUGUGAGAACCAGAAAGACCAGGAGUGCAUUUUUUUCUGUCACAUCGGCAUUGUCUGGGUCAACACCCCGAGUCACGUGGUUCCUUACGGGUUCGGACCGGUUCGGCUCAGGAGGGAUCUGCGGCGCUGCUUCUGCACCGACACGCAGGACAUCGAGUGUUUCAGCUUCUGCUCCGACCACACACACACAGCGAAACAGAACAUGAUGGACAAACUGAAGAGGUCCAGAGGUGCAUUCUGGAAAAAAAGGAGUCGACAUGCUCUCAAAGAGCAGACCUGAGGAGGAGAAAGAGCACCGGUACCACCAGUACCAUCAGAACUAUCAGUACCAUUACUAGCAUCGCUACCACCAGUACAACUGGAACCCCCAGUACCACAAACAGCACUGAAACCAGUAACACCAGUACCACCAAUACCACUAACACCAGGACCACAGUAACAGCACCACAACCACUAACACCAGGAACACAGUACCAGCACAAACACUAGUACCACUGGUACCACCAGUACCAUCAACACCACAAACACCAGGACCACUGGUACCACCAGUACCACCAACACCACAAA
Molecule: messenger RNA, 850 nt
Organism: Austrofundulus limnaeus
Lineage: Eukaryota; Metazoa; Chordata; Actinopteri; Cyprinodontiformes; Rivulidae
Product: endothelin-1
Exons: 4
Coding region: 123-563 (146 amino acids)
Biological process (GO): regulation of systemic arterial blood pressure by endothelin; intracellular calcium ion homeostasis; vein smooth muscle contraction
Cellular component (GO): extracellular region
Molecular function (GO): endothelin B receptor binding; hormone activity
Source: RefSeq, a predicted model, not a curated record